GGUUCUCGGACCUGAAAGUGUUCGGACCGAGAACACGCUGGACUCUCGAGCGUACUGUGUGACAUCGACGUUGUUUUAAACUUUCAACGCUGUCCUAAAGACAACUCUCACCCCGCCUACUUAGUGUUUGACAGAAAUCGACAAAGUCUUCCUUAGAGCUCAACGUCGCAUAUGUUAUGAUCCAAAAUACGCCCUAGACAAAGUCCCACCUGGCCCACCUGUCCUUCAUCCACCAACCAAAUAUGGACUAUCGCUUAAUUCUCUUCCUCUACCGCAAAAAGGACAUCACACACGCAGAAUUCAGAGACCACUACGAAUACAUACACAUACCCCUCACGCGAGAGCUCACCGGCUCCCGCUUCCCCUCCUUGCACUCGAGGCGGUACAUUGAGCGAUCGCCAAACGAUGAGCCGACCGUUCUCAUCGGGAAAAGCACCGGAGAAGAGCCCGAUGCUGUGGUGGAGAUUGGUUUCAAGGACGAGGAGGCGGCGCAGGCCUUCUUUGAUGUGACCAACUCUGGAGAGGUUGAGGAGAGAUUGCGGAAGGACAAUGCGCAGUUUUUGGACUGGGAGAGGCUGAAGAUUAUGAGGAUCGGGAACGCUUUUGAGACACGUAGGGAAGAUUGAGGCGUUGAAGGGCCAUUGGCGAGAUAACUCGGUACAUUUUGUUUGCCUUCAUGUUAACAGUAGCGAUUGCAAAUGUGGCCCAAGGUGGUGGUGCAAGAUUUGCGCCAUGCCUCAACUCUCAUGGAGGUCUUUUGAAGUAAGAGACUGACUUACAUGAUUUCUAAAUGUAUAUACCAGGCCAAAGCAUAUGCGGUUCAGCAUA
This is a messenger RNA of Colletotrichum godetiae, 828 nucleotides long. RefSeq names its product hype protein. The record is from RefSeq and is a predicted model, not a curated record. Gene Ontology annotation, molecular function: oxidoreductase activity. Lineage: Eukaryota; Fungi; Ascomycota; Sordariomycetes; Glomerellales; Glomerellaceae. The coding region runs from base 243 to 626 and encodes 127 amino acids. The transcript has a single exon.